This is a messenger RNA of Danaus chrysippus (African queen), 627 nucleotides long. The record is from the annotation of a GenBank genome assembly. NCBI's taxonomy places the organism in Eukaryota, Metazoa, Arthropoda, Insecta, Lepidoptera, Nymphalidae.
AUGUUAGUAGAAUUAAAGGCUUGCUUUAUGGAAGCUUACGAUGACAACCAGGAUGGAAAAAUCGACAUACGAGAGCUCGCUCAACUGUUGCCGAUGGAGGAGAACUUCCUUUUGCUUUUCCGAUUCGACAAUCCCUUGGAGUCGAGCGUCGAGUUUAUGAAAAUUUGGCGGGAAUACGACACAGACGGCAGCGGGUACAUCGAAGCGGACGAAUUGAAGAAUUUCCUUAGAGAUCUUCUCAAAGAAGCUAAGAAGAUUAAUGACGUUUCAGAGGACAAACUUAUAGAGUAUACGGACACUAUGCUCCAAGUAUUCGAUUCGAAUAAAGAUGGCCGUCUUCAGUUGUCUGAAAUGGCGAAAUUGCUCCCCGUUAAAGAGAAUUUCCUCUGCCGUCAAGUGUUCAAGGAUAACAACGGCUCCAUAGAAAACGAGGAACUGCGAGGCUUCCUAAAAGAUCUAUUGGAGCUUGUAAAGAAAGACUAUGACGCCCAGGAUCUCCUUGAAUUUGAGGAAACAAUACUCCAAGGCGUCGAAUAUAGCAGCGAGGGAAAAAUAAGCCGGAAACAGCUGACCAUGAUUCUUCUAGCACUCGCCAAGCACAACCAAGAAGAUGACGUCACACCCUGA